AUGGUUCAAGCUAGUGUCUACAGAAAGAGGACUUGCACCGUUGAUGCUGUUUUCCCCAGAAGCUCCAAAUCGUCGACUUUAGAUCCAGUAAGAGACGUUUUGAAAGUUGUUUACGACGUGUAUGAGUCUCAGUGGAUAGACACUGGAUAUCCUUUGGUCAACUACGUCCUUUUACAUGGCAGUGGGAUGAGUCGCAAAGUAUGGGAGUACUACGUCGACAAACUAACUUUACCAGACAACAAGAAUGGCUGUAAAAUAGGUAAGAUAAUCCUCAUCGAUCAAGUAAACCACGGUGACUCCGCGGUACUUAAUGCCAAUUUGUUAGGUACCAUUUACGACUGGAGUGACGGUGCAAGAGAUGUGUGUAAAGUCUGCAUGGAGGAGUUUUACAAUUUAUCUCGGAAAAGUGACGUUUUCAAUGUGGUUAUAGGACAUUCGAUGGGUGGGUUUCAAGCAUUGAGUUGUGGUGUGCUGUUCCCUGGUCUUUUCGAUUUUGUUCAGUGCAUCGAGCCUGUGGUAUGGAUGAAGCGGAUUCGAAAUGCUAAAGAUGACAAUAUCAGCACCAUCUCACCCAGUUUCUACCAGGCCUUGACUCGAUCCAUGACCGAUGAGUUUGCCAGUGAGAACGACUUUAACAAGUUCUUUGACCAGUCCAGCCUGUAUGCCAACAGUACACCUGCGAUCAGAAAGCUCAUUCGAGAAUUUGAGCUAAUAGAAGAGCCGGAUAGCCAUUACAGAACCAAAACGAGUGCUAAGCAACAUAUGCUGACGUACCUCACUUUGAAUCCAACUGCUACAUGGCUGAUGAGUUCUUUACCGUUUUUGACCUCGCCAGUUCUUUGUAUUUAUGGGAACAAGUCCAAAUGGUGUCCUCCAGAAAAUAGGAACUACUUGCGAAGCCAUAUUCAGCAUUAUCAGGAAGUUGAAGUUGACGGAGGACAUUUGAUCAACAUCGAAGCUCCUGAUCCCUUGAUUGCUAGGAUAAACAUGGAGGUUGAAGGCCGAAUUGUGAAUUUGACUCCAAAGGUGGAACUGGACGACACUGGUCGGAGCAACAAGUUUGAAAGCGACUACAAAAGUCUUUUGAAACAACGUAUUUUGAAAGGUACACCGAAACUUUGA
Lachancea sp. 'fantastica' is the source of this 1122-nucleotide messenger RNA. NCBI's taxonomy places the organism in Eukaryota, Fungi, Ascomycota, Saccharomycetes, Saccharomycetales, Saccharomycetaceae. The record is from the annotation of a GenBank genome assembly.